AUGGAAUGGCUGUCAGUGCAACAGCCUGUCACUCAUGUCAGGAAAUACGAAACCCGCUUGCUGUUGGGUAACAGCAGGCCAAUGUGUUACUUUCCAAAUGCGUGUGUUCUACGGAUUUGUACAGAUUUCAAGAAAACAAAGACAAAAGUGUCUUACAGAAAAGAUGGCAACAUCCUGUGUUUGUUUUCGGGUGCAGAAAAAAGGGGACAGAAAGGAGCAAUUGAAAAGGAUUCAGGGUUAAGAUUCCACUAUGUGGCUGCCGGAGAAAGGGGUAAACCACUUAUGCUGCUGCUUCACGGCUUUCCAGAAUUCUGGUAUUCUUGGCGCCAUCAGUUGCGGGAAUUCAAAAGUGAAUAUCGAGUGGUGGCCCUGGAUUUGAGAGGUUAUGGAGAAACAGAUGCUCCUUCUCACAAAGAAAAUUACAAGUUAGAUUGCCUGAUAACAGACAUAAAGGAUAUUCUGGAAUCUCUAGGAUACAACAAGUGUGUGUUGAUUGGCCAUGACUGGGGAGGAAUGAUCGCUUGGUUGGUGGCUAUAUGUUACCCUGAAAUGGUGACUAAGCUGAUUGUGGUUAAUUUCCCUCAUCCUUCUGUGUUUACAGAAUACAUUCUACGACAUCCAUCACAAUUGAUUAAAUCUGGUUACUACUUCUUUUUCCAAAUGCCAUGGUUUCCUGAAUUCAUGUUUACAGUAAAUGAUUUCAAGGUUCUGAAAAAUUUAUUUACCAGCCAAGCCACUGGAAUUGGAAGGAAAGGCUGCAGAUUAACAGCAGCGGAUAUUGAAGCUUAUGUCUAUGUCUUUUCACAACCUGGAGCAUUAACUGGACCCAUUAACCAUUACAGAAAUAUUUUCAGCUGUCUACCUCUGCAGCACCAUGAAAUCAUCAUGCCAACCCUGCUGUUAUGGGGAGAAAGAGAUGCGUUUAUGGAAGUUGAGAUGGCAGAAAUCACACGGAUUUAUGUUAAAAAUCAUUUCAGAUUAACUAUUCUGUCUGAAGCCAGUCAUUGGCUCCAGCAGGAUCAACCUGACAUAGUGAACAAGUUGAUAUGGACCUUUCUAAAAGAAGAGACAACAAGAAAAAGAGAAUGACUGUUUGUAAUUGUUUUAAGGGGUCUACAUAAAAGCUUUUCAGAUUUAAAAACUAUUGUUAUCAGGGCCAUAUUUCCAGCCUGCCUUCUAUUUUGAGCUCUGUUAGAGAAAAGUGUUUCCAAUGUAUUCUGCAUUUGGACACCAGUGUUUCUGCUAAAAGAAGAAGUAUGAGAAUAUGUGAUACCAACAUUGGUUUUACCUGUAUACUUGUAUUUUGCACAUAAAAACACCUGCCUUAAGAUAUGUAUGUAUUUGUACAGAAAGAAAAUAAUGGAAAGUUGCUUGGUUUUGUUUUCUCCUUGCUUUACAGUUUUAAUGUGUGGUGCCUUUUACAAAUUUAUAAUGAAACAAUAGAGUGGUGCCAUACUGAAGGAAGUAAUGAGUUUUCAUUCUAGAUUCACCUGAAUUUUUUUUAAUGUAUUUUACCAUUCAACAGUAACUAACUCUUUUUAUUAUCUAUAUUUUAGCAUACUGAAUGACUGAAAAAUUUCUGGGCACAUUUCUAGUCUUCAAGUGAAUAAUGAUCCACACCUUACUGUAUUGUUGAAUGCAACUGCUUUGUGCAAUGUGUUUUUCUUCUGUGACUAAAAAAUGGGAAACCUGUACACUCUACAUGUCUGAACAAGAAGAAUGGAAAAUAAAGAUAUAAUAUGUAUCAAAUCCACCUCUGUGUAAUAAAAUGCAACUUAACACU
Eurypyga helias (sunbittern) is the source of this 1783-nucleotide messenger RNA. Its product is annotated as epoxide hydrolase 4-like. Bases 1 to 1089 code for a protein of 362 amino acids. The transcript is spliced from 7 exons. The record is from RefSeq and is a predicted model, not a curated record. Gene Ontology annotation, molecular function: hydrolase activity. NCBI's taxonomy places the organism in Eukaryota, Metazoa, Chordata, Aves, Eurypygiformes, Eurypygidae.